Messenger RNA from Monomorium pharaonis (pharaoh ant), 2232 nucleotides. RefSeq names its product bombyxin B-5. NCBI's taxonomy places the organism in Eukaryota, Metazoa, Arthropoda, Insecta, Hymenoptera, Formicidae. The record is from RefSeq and is a predicted model, not a curated record. Gene Ontology annotation, molecular function: hormone activity. The coding region runs from base 495 to 1187 and encodes 230 amino acids. The transcript has 3 exons. Gene Ontology annotation, cellular component: extracellular region.
CCACUUCUCCCUCCUUGUUACACCUCUCUCUCCCCCUGAUCCCCCUGAAAUGUAGAACAAGAACGCGUGGUGAGGCGACCCGGUAUCAGUUAUAUCAAGGAACUCGGUACUAACGGAGGCUCUUUUCAAGGCUUCGGGUCUCGCAGCAUUAUUUUGCGAUCACGAAAGAAUCGUAGAAAUAGAGGAGAAGAGACCAAGUGUCGCUUCUCGCCAGUAAUAAAGUCACUUUUCGAGACCGUCGAGGCCGAAGGAAGUUUUUUUCCUGCAGUCGCGACCGUCGUAGCCGGCAAAAUCCGAACAAGCUUAUAUAAAACUAUAAUUAAAUAAACGACAAUCCGGUCGGCGAAUGCGAAUGCGGAAGAUUUGUUCUUGCGGUAUCAAGAGGUGCCGGAGAGAUAUCAUUGUGGUAUCGAGUCUCCCGGGAGCGUCCGCCGCUUCUUUCACGAUUUUCAUUGACGAUCGUCAUCUAUCGCGGGAAGAAGAAUAUUAAGAAGAUGAUGAUGAUACGAGGUCGCCGUACGAUGACCGGGACGGCGCUUCUGAUCGCGCUGAUCUCCCUGUCCGCGCUCCACGCUGCCGACGCUCAAGACACCUACAGGAAGUCGCAUAUUAAGAUGCAAAAACUGUGCUCCAGGAAACUGAGCGACGCCCUGUACCUCGUGUGCCGGGAACGCGGCUACAACGAACCGUUCUCGUAUAGUAACGAGGAUGAGCCGAGAGGAGAUCCCGGCCCGGGACUCGUCGACGAGUGCUGUUAUCAUCAGUGUACCCUCGGAAUGCUCGAGGCAUACUGCAAGCCCCUACCCGAGGAGAAGCGGGUCGGCUCGAGGGACGACGUCAUAGACCAGUCGUAUCUAGCGAAUCUACCUCAUUCCACGACAAAAGAUCUGCUGGAGCAGCAUCCGCAGGCGGGGAUGGACUACGCCGGUGAUGCGAUAAAACGUAAGGUCGAUGAUUUGAAAAGGGGACGGCAGAGGGGGAAAAGUGAUCGCAAUGUUGAUGGUGAAUGCAAGGGGAAGGCUGAUGCAAAAAAGCGACACCGCGGCAGGCAUUGCAGAUGCCGGCGUCGGCGUCCGGAGUGUCGCCGAGCUGGCAAGGUUUCGCGCAACAACGUUAAACCUCUAGACAACAAAUUUGUAACGUCGUCGACGACUGACGAACCUACAUCGUUUCCCUCCGUAUCGUAAUGCAAGGCUGCUAAAAACCGAUGCAACUGAUUGUCGAUUGUCGGUAUCAGUAAUCGGAAUUAAAGAAACCUUUUGAGAAGUGGUAUUCUUACGGUGAAGUUAUUCGUUUGUUCAACGCCGAUCUUCUAUCCAUCACUCUCCAUUGACCGUAUCAUUAAUAAUAAAUAAUCGAUAAAGUCUGCACACGAAUGAUCUCUCGUAGAGAAGAAACCAGGAGAGUUCAGAGCAGAUAAAUCGAUUCGCGAAAAGGAAUAAAUUACGUGGAAGAGAUGUUAUUUAUAAGAAAUUCAGCUUCAUCACGCACAUUAGUGUUAAUAAAUGAUAUUGAAGCGACAACGAUACAGUAAUGAACUGUGUCAUCCAUUUUACUUAUCGUCCAUCAAUCUUGGACAUAGAAGAAUUCGCGAUCGACGAAGGAUGGAGGAUUAAUCGCUUGGCGGCAAUAUUGAGGCGAGAACAAAUGCUGCUGUUCCAUCAUCGUUCCAAUUUUCCUUCAAUAUCAAGAAUUAUGUUAUUAAAGUAGUGAAUUUUGACAAGAACCACAUGAAGGACCGCGGAGUUAAACAUUGAAUGCAAUUGUGAUAAAUUUGAACGAUCGAAUCGCGUGAUCUCGUAAAAAAAGAAGAAAACUAAAAAGCGAAAGACUCAUGUGAUUCAAUGUAAACGUUUUCAGACGUAGAAAGCAGCUCGAUGCGGAUAAUUGUCGGUGAUCUUAGUUCUUAUUAACAAAAUGAUCUCAUUAGUAUUAGAAAUUCUGUUGUAAAUUUAUGGUUUAAACUUAGGGUUAUCUUUGCACCACACAUCGACGAACGCGUACUUUACUAGUCCGCUGAACGGACGAGAUUUAAAUGCGGAAUUGUAGUUUUAAUUAAUGGAUGUAGAUUUGGAGGAUUUAGAGAUGGUAGGUAAACACAUACAUACACACACACACAAAAGUUUUAUCACACAAUACAUAAUAGAUGACAUACACUCUUUUUACCGCCAACUAAAAUUUUCAGUUGACAUUUGCAUUGAUGACAGCGACUAAUAAACAUUUAUACGUACU